This is a messenger RNA of Camellia sinensis, 3983 nucleotides long. NCBI's taxonomy places the organism in Eukaryota, Viridiplantae, Streptophyta, Magnoliopsida, Ericales, Theaceae. The record is from RefSeq and is a predicted model, not a curated record.
AAUCACUUUGAUUGGUGUGGGGUUGUUCCCUAAAAUAUUUGUUAUAUCUUAGUGGUUGUGUGUGUGUAAAUUAAAUGUAUAAAUAAAACAAAUAACAAAAUAAAAUUAAAUAAUUCAGAAAAUAAUUAAAUAAAUUAAAUUCCGAAUUAACUGCUUACAGAAAUUAUAAGUCUAGGCUUGUGUUGAACACAAUCUCCUUAAAGUAGAUUUCGCCCUUGCUCCGGUGCUUCGAGAUUUAACGGCGUCUAUUUCUCAGGAUGCAACGACUAAUACUUGAUUUGUAGCACUACAAACUCAAGUCUGGUGAACUAAAACUAUGUUGUAAUUCUCUCUUUCUCUUCUUAAAAUUAAAUGCAGAACAGAUGUAGAAAAUAGGAGGACGAAAAGAGGAAGAAGAAGGAAGAAAUGUUGAAGAAAAUUCGAUGGAAUGAAAUGUUGGAAUGAUAGGCUAUUUAUAGCCAACCAUGCACCUGUUCGGGUAGGCCAUGAUGGUUGUUCGGACAUGGCCGGAAAGGUGCAACCGGAACAACACCGGUUUAGAAAGGAGAUGACCUGAAAAUUCAAAAUUUUGAAUUUGAAAAUUUGGCGCAAGAUUUGAAUUAUUUCCUUAAGGAAAAAAAAAUUCCUACAAGAAUUUGAAAAAAUUCAAACGAAUUUUGUCAAAAAAAUUAAAGUUAGGAUCCGACACACAACCCAGACCUCGCACCCGUGCUCAGUUGGACGGACGGCGGCGUGUGUGUGUGGUGGUUUUGGGCCAAGUCCACUUUAUCCAUAACUCCCCUCCUUACAAAACUUAGGAUGCUCCUUGGGGCCCAUCCCAAGUAUGGCAAGCUAAAGUAUAUAUACUCAUAUAAAUCUUUAAGUCUUUCCUAUGUGGGAUAAGCACAUUUCACAAAUGUGUAGGAAACCCACCUAAAGUCAUUUUCACAAACCCGAAAAUGCGCAUUGAAUUCUCAUUCAUCAGGAAAUGGUUUUGAGCAACCAAAUAUAUGAUAUUAUUCACUACACCGCAUUAAACAUGAACCCAAGAAAUGUCAAAAAUAACACUUGGGUCCUACUUUAAUUAAUGCUCAAAGUUAGCAAAAAACAAGUUUAUACAAUCCAUUUUCCAACAAUAUCUUCCCUGGAAUAUGUCUACCGGUUGGAGCAGUGUUGUGAAAAGCGCACCUAGGCGCACGUCUAGGCGCAAGGCGAGGCGAGGCGAGGCGCACUGCCUGCGACUGAGCAGGUACCAGGUGAGGCGCUUUUAGUUAGGUGCGCGCCUUAGCAGCAAUUGGAACCAGGCGAGAGAGGCGCAAGGCUCUCGCCUAGGCGCGACUGAUUGUUUAAGAGGUAGAUCUGAUCUGACGACUCAGAUGAACCUUUCGAAUGGCUCGUAAUCACAGAGGAUUACAACUUAUGUACCAUAUGAGCCAAAUACGACUCAAAUGAACCCUAAUCGAAGUCGUCUCUUCCUCUUUCACCUCGCAAUUGACUUCGACUUCGACUUCGACUUCGACUGGGCUGCUGGAGCUGGACUGCGACUGCGACACUGGACUUCGACUUCGGCUUCGCAGGUCUGUUCGACUUCGACUCUCUCUCCCCUUCUCCUUCUUCUUCGUCUUCGACUUUCAGUUCUGCUUUUUUUUUUUUUUUUUUUGGGCUUCGACUUCUUCAGUGCUCUAUUUUGCCUUCGACUCUUCCUCUCUCUCCUUCUUCAGUGCUCUGUUUUGCUUCUUCUUCUUUUUUUUUCUUUUUUUUUCAAUUAUUUGAGUUGAGUCUCUGAAAAAAAAUGUAAGAGAAGAAUUUACAAAAAAAAAUUACAAAAAUUAGGGAAAAAAAAAAUUAUUUGUAAUAUGCUAUUGAAAAAAAAAUUAUAUGUAAUAUGUAAGAGAAGAAUUUAUCUAUUAGGGAAAAAAAAAUUACAAAUAAUUAAUUAUUUGUAAUAUGCUAUUGAUAUUUUUUUUCCUUUAUCUGUUAGGGAAAAAAAUUUACAAAUAAUUAAUUAUUCACAAACAAUUAAUUAAUACAAUGUGGUAUUGGUCUUUUUUUUCCCUUUAUCUGUUAGGGAUUAAAUUUGUUUUCCAUUUAUUCUUUUAAUACAAUUAUUUUUUCAUUUAUUAAAUUUGUUGUGUAGAAAAUGACAUCGGAGAGUAAUAGAAAAGAUCCGACGUGGCAAUAUGCCCAUUUGGUAAAGGAGGAUAAUUAAAACAAGUUCGAGUGUAAUUUUUGUGGUAAAAUAUCAAAUGGAGGUGUUUAUCGGGUGAAACAACACCUUGCGGGAGGUUAUAGGAAUGUCACUGCUUGCCCGAAGUAUCCUUCUCAUGUAAGAGAAGAGAUUAGAGAGUUUAUGCAAAAAAAAAAAAAGACACAAAAAGAAGAAAUGAACAUGUUGCCUAAUUUCGAUGACAUGGACAUGGAAGAUGAAGAUGAAGAUGAUGAUGUCGUUGAGAUCAAUGUCAAUCAACACCGUAAGUUGACAAGUAGUAGCCAAGGUUCAUCCAAAUCCAAAUCAAAAAUGCCAAAGAGAAAAGGGCCUAUGUUUGUUUACUUCACACCCAAUCCUGAAUCAGUAGUGAAAAAUCGAAGAGACCAAGCAAAAGGGAAACAAACCAAAAUUGAUGGAAAUGACCCUUACAAAAAAAAAAUGAGAGCUCGGGCAGUGCAAAGAUUUGCAAGGCGGAUGUAUGAUGCUGGUAUCCUUUUAAUGCAGUAAAUUAUGAGAGUUUUGGACCAGUGAUUGAAGCCAUUGGCCAAUAUGGUCCUGGUAUGAAGCCACCGACUUACCAUGAAGUGCAGGUUACCCAACUCAAAAAAGAAGUGAGACAUACUGAAGAUUUGAUGAAGAAUCAUAAAGAGGAUUAUGCAAAAUACAAGUGUUCCAUAAUGGCUGAUGGUUGGACUGAUAAGAGAGGAAGGACAUUGAUUAACUUUUUAGUUAAUUAUCCAAGAGGAACCAUGUUUGUUGAGUCGGUUGAUGCUUCUAGCUAUUCAAAGGAUGGGCAAAAGCUAUUUGAAUUACUAGACAAGUUUGUGGAGAAAGUUGGAAAAGAGAAUGUGGUGCAAGUUAUCACUGAUAGUGUUGCAGCUAAUGUGUUAGCGGGGAGGUUUUUGGAAGCUAAGUAUGAACACUUGUAUUGGACACCAUGUGUUGCUCAUUAUUUGGACUUGAUGUUAGAAGACAUUUUCAAGAUACCUAGACUGAAAAAGACAUUUGAAAGAGGUAUUGCAGUACAUGGCUACAUUUACAAUCGGCCUACGUUGCUAAACAUGACGAGGCGCUAUACAAAUUUGAAGAAUUUGAUCAAGCCUGCAAAAACUAGAUUUGCAACCGCCUUUUUAACUUUGUCUAUGAUGCAUCAACAAAAAAACAAUUUGAGAAAGAUGGGUCAUCUCCGAAGACUGGACCUCAAGCAAAUGGGCAAAGGAGCCACAAGGUAAAAGAAUGGCACAAACUUUGUUGAUGUCUUCAUUUUGGAAUACUGUUGUGUUUGCCCUUAAGGUCUCGGGUCCUCUUGUCAAAGUGCUUAGAUUGGUUGAUACCGAGAAGAAGCCUCCCAUGAGAUACAUUUAUGAGGCAAUGGAUAGGGCAAAAGAAUGCAUUGCAAGUUCAUUUGAUCAUAAAAAAGAGAAAUAUAAUGAAAUCUUCGGAAUCAUCGACAAAAGAUGGGAUGUCCAAUUGCAUCGGCCUUUAUAUGCAGCUGCGCAUUUUCUUAACCCAGAAUUCUUUUAUCCAAAAGCGUUAGAGGUGCAAAAAGAUCAUGAAGUGAUGAAUGGGUUUUAUGAAUGCAUGCAAAGGUUGGUCCCGGAUGUCACUGUUCAAGAUUUGAUCACUAAUGAGAUGAGUAUUUAUAUGAAGGCUGAGAGUCUUUUUGGCAAUUCUGUUGCGAUUAGGCAAAGAAAUACAAGAGUACCAGGUAAUAAAUUAUAGACUCAUACGGUUUAUUUUUAGUAAUACUUUUGGUAAAACUCAAUACUUGGUAACAGUUAUUUCUAACUAGUGG